AUGGCUGCAACAAACCAACCCAACAACUUCGCCGCCAAACUUGGCAGGAUACACGAACUUCUGGGCUUCCGAAAGAGGUAUCACUUCAUCCUCUUCGUCAACUUUGCGGGCGCCCUCAUGGGGUUCACCCUAGCCCGCCUGAUGUAUCUCAACUUUGACAAGGUCUUCUGCGGACCGGGCUUCAGCACAACUGAGCGCGCAUUACCCGGCGAGUACAUGCUGUUGGCGGUGGUUUAG
This is a messenger RNA of Colletotrichum chrysophilum, 237 nucleotides long. RefSeq lists its product as uncharacterized. The coding region runs from base 1 to 237 and encodes 78 amino acids. The record is from RefSeq and is a predicted model, not a curated record. Lineage: Eukaryota; Fungi; Ascomycota; Sordariomycetes; Glomerellales; Glomerellaceae. The transcript is spliced from 2 exons.